AUGUCGAGCUGGGCUUCGCUGAACAGUUAUCUCAACAAGAAAGUACUCAUAAUCACCACUGAAGGUAACACCUUCACCGGAACACUCCUAUGUGUUGACAAUGUUACGAACAUGGCUCUUGAGAAUGCGGUACAGCGCUUCAUCGUCCCCGCCGAUUCGGAAGAAGAGAGUCAGGAUGUCCCGCAGAUGGGCACAGUCAUGAUCCGCGGUGAUCAGAUCGUCAUCUGUGGAUUGGUCGACGAGGAGCUAGAUCGCCAGAUUGAUGUGACCAAAAUGCGAGGAGAACCAAUACUGUCGACGAAGAAGAACACUUGA
Molecule: messenger RNA, 315 nt
Organism: Dissoconium aciculare CBS 342.82
Lineage: Eukaryota; Fungi; Ascomycota; Dothideomycetes; Mycosphaerellales; Dissoconiaceae
Product: Sm-like ribonucleo protein
Exons: 2
Coding region: 1-315 (104 amino acids)
Biological process (GO): mRNA splicing, via spliceosome
Cellular component (GO): precatalytic spliceosome; U4/U6 x U5 tri-snRNP complex; U6 snRNP
Molecular function (GO): RNA binding
Source: RefSeq, a predicted model, not a curated record